GCCCACGUGAUCUGUGGCGAGAAAUGGGAAUAGGGAGGAGAAAAGGGGAAUUAGAUAGAAAGAUACAUUUUUACUUGAGUGUGAAGAUAGAGCGGGGAACAAUUCAGUUUUUUGCAUGUCAUGCUAUUAAUAUUCUUAUCUGCUGCAAAUGAGAAGCUUUAAGCUCGCUCAGCAUCGAGCUUUGUUGAUCUUUCUUGUAUAGCAUCUCAUCUGAAGAUUAGUAUUUUAAGUAAUUCCAAAUGAAUUGUAAUUUGUAGCUGCAUUUUGUUGUCCAGUUUCAAAGCGAAGCAAGCAAAAAAGUCUUUAAAUUCAAAUAGCUAUCUUUUGAAAUAGAAAAGCGUGUGCUGAUAACACAGGCGAGGAUGCACUUUGUGACGUCACACGGAGCGUUGUUAAAGGAAAAAGUGUUGCCUACCUUUCGGCGCAGCGAAUGAACCAUUGCGUAAGCCGCACUUUGUGUCUCGGGAGAGCGUCGCACAGAGGGUGUAAAUGUCAGUGCGGUAGAGCGAGACGGCGAGCGACGACGGAAGAGAGAGCUUGCGCCUGUGACCCAAGAGCGACCCAGUAACCAAGAGAAAGACAGAGAGAGCGAGUGAGAGGGAGAGCCAGGACUGUGUUGGAUUGUGUUGCCUUUGGACGGCGAUUACUUCCGGAAUUUAUUUGGCGAGUGCACAACAACAAGGCAGCGACUAGCAGCAAACAGAACAGAACAGAACAGAAGCUGAAGAAGCUGGCGGAUGAAGGAUAAUUAAAGCGAUGUUGUAGACGGACGCAGCAAUCACAAAUCGCCGGCUGGCUUGGAGCAAACAACUCCACACACACACACGCACAACUGAUAACUGGCAAGUGUGUGUGUGUGAGUGUGAGUGUGCGUGUGUGUAAGCGAGAUGUAUAUGAGCAUUUGGUGCCACAAUCUGAAUCUGAGUAGCCGCAGCCUGGCCAUUGCCCUGGUGGCCUGUGUGACGCUCGUCUAUUUCUCCUACAGCUUCAAUGCCUGCCUUUUUGCCAGUCUCUCGCGCACGCUGCAGCAGAGCAACUUGCGCAAUUUGCUGACGCUGCCGCAACGCAAUGACACAAGCAGCAGCAGCAGCAGCAGCAACAACGCAGAUGCAACUACAACGGCAACGCCAUCGACAAGCAAUGCAACAACGACACCACCCACCCAGCCGGCUGCUCAGCCGUUGCCCAGCAUCGAUGGUGCACCCAAAUAUCAAAUGCUGCGGCAACAGGGAUUGCGUCCCUCGCGCCAUCUGCCCGACACGCUCAUCAUUGGCGUGAAGAAGAGCGGCACUCGCGCCCUCUUGGAGUUCAUCCGCCUGCAUCCGGAUGUGCGUGCCGCCGGCUCCGAGGUGCACUUCUUUGAUCGGCACUAUCAGCGCGGGCUGCGUUGGUAUCGCCAUCACAUGCCCUACACCAUCGAGGGGCAGAUCACGAUGGAGAAGACGCCCAGCUACUUUGUGACCAAGGAGGUGCCGCAGCGUGUCUAUCACAUGAACACGGCCACCAAACUCCUGAUUGUGGUGCGGGAUCCGGUAACGCGAGCCAUAUCCGAUUAUACGCAGGCGGCCAGCAAGAAGUCGGACAUGAAACGUUUCGAGCAGCUGGCCUUUGUUAAUGGCAGCUAUGCGGUGGUGGACACCAAUUGGGGACCGGUUAAGAUCGGUGUUUACGCGCGAUAUUUGGAACGUUGGCUGCACUUCUUUCCGCUGUCGCAGCUGCUCUUCAUUAGCGGCGAGCGUUUGAUUAUGGAUCCGGCGUAUGAGAUUGGACGUGUUCAGGAUUUCUUGGGUCUGAAACGUGUCGUCACCGAGAAGCAUUUCUAUUUCAAUGCAACGAAGGGAUUUCCGUGCCUCUUCAAAUCGGAGGCACGUUCAACGCCGCAUUGUUUGGGCAAAACGAAGGGCAGAAAUCAUCCGCAUAUCGAUGCCAAUGCCAUUGAGCGUCUGAGAGAAUUCUAUCGGCCAUUUAAUAAUAAGUUUUAUCAAUUGACUGGCAUUAACUUUGCCUGGCCCUAAGCGACAGAGCGAAAAAGCGAGCGAGAUGAUGUUGUGUUGUUCGCUUAUCUACAACGGACUGAUAUUGUUGUUUGCAUUUUUUAUACAUAUUAUAUACUAUACUGUGUACUCGGUAACAAAUAGUUGAUAUAUAUACAUACAUAUAGAUAUACUGAAUAGUAUAAUGCGUUACGCAAUAUUGUAACGUUUAUUGCUCAAUUAAUUGUAGCUUUACUCCAAACAACUCUCACACUGACACCAACACUGACACUGACACAAUCACUGAAAAACGGUUCCUUCUCUCGACUCUUGACACGCACAACUACUAAAACUACGAAUACUACUAUUACCUACUAUCUUAUAUACAUACACGAGCAUAAAACAUAUACAUACAUACUAUAUAUAGUUAUAGUAUACUAUAUAAUGGCAUAGAACAAUUAGAGCUUACUACGAAUUCCUAGAGUGCAUCCUCGAUCCUAACAAUUAAACAACGAUGAGAGACAACAAUGAUAGUAAAUUCACACACAAACACACAC
This is a messenger RNA of Drosophila albomicans, 2530 nucleotides long. It is a transcript of the gene Hs3st-B, whose product is annotated as heparan sulfate glucosamine 3-O-sulfotransferase 6. The record is from RefSeq and is a predicted model, not a curated record. NCBI's taxonomy places the organism in Eukaryota, Metazoa, Arthropoda, Insecta, Diptera, Drosophilidae. Gene Ontology annotation, molecular function: [heparan sulfate]-glucosamine 3-sulfotransferase activity. The transcript is spliced from 4 exons. Bases 888 to 2015 code for a protein of 375 amino acids.